AUGACGGCAGAACUGCGUGAUCUGACCUCAAAUAAUCUCCGACAUUUAUUUAUCCACCACUCUCCCGAACUCGUCCUACCGUUGAGUUCUGGUGCACUACUGCAAGCACUGAUAGCAUAUUCACCUAUACUAGCCGGCCGGCCUCACUUGAAACUUACGGAUGUCAAGCUUCUCGAAUCGUUCCUAGUCGAAUUCGCUUCUGUUUGGGAACAUGGCACCGUUAUUCUUGACAACAAGGCAGGGACGACGCUAAUUACGAAUGUGGUUGUCGACGAUGCGGCGCGAAAGAGGAAGAGGCCUAAUAGAGACGACGAUAUUUACCAGGACGAGCAGAGCGACGAGGAUACGAUCAGUAGUCAAGAAACCGUAAAAACUCCCACGUCUCCGAUGGAUACCUUAUACAACAUGCUGCAGAGUGGCACUGCCAAAGGAAAGCUACUCGCAGAGCAAUAUCGUUCCGACGGGCAGUUCAACCCCAUCUGCGAACACGUAACCAAGCUGGACUGUGUCAAAGCUCAAACAAAUGAUGGGAUAAAAGAUCCACAGCAUUGUGAUAGGGUCCACUUCCGACCACUCAUUCGACCACAUACUGAUCCAUCUCUCGGACACUGUUCCUAUUUAAACACUUGCUACUCCGAACCAACCUACGCACUCUCCCCAGCGCUAACUUCCUCCACGUCAAAAUCCCGCCCAGCACAGGGCGUACAACUUCCUUCUGGACUCGGCGCAGGCGGUCGCUACUCGACUGCACCAGGACGAGCGAUUUUCCAUGCCCCUACACCUCCCAGACCGAACCUUGAUUUGAAGCUGGGAUUGGGACCCGGUGGGGGCGCGGCUCUCCUCCCACCUCAAUGGAUCAACUGCGACGUGAGGCGAUUCGAUUACAGUGUACUGGGCAAGUUCCAUGUGAUUAUGGCUGAUCCACCAUGGGACAUCCAUAUGAGCUUGCCAUACGGAACGAUGACAGACGAUGAGAUGAGAUCUAUGCCCAUUCCACAGCUUCAAGACGAGGGGUUAUUGUUUCUGUGGGUCACCGGGCGAGCGAUGGAGGUUGGAAGGGAAUGUAUGAGAGUUUGGGGAUACACGCGCGUCGACGAGGUUGUGUGGCUCAAGACCAAUCAGCUUCAACGUGUAAUCCGGACGGGACGAACGGGCCAUUGGCUCAAUCAUACAAAGGAACACAUGCUUGUCGGCGUCAAGACAAACGUCGACGACAAGGGUAACUUAAUCUGGCCAUCAUGGGUUAACCGGGGGGUCGACUGCGACGUUAUCGUAAGCGAGGUCCGGGAGACGAGUCGCAAGCCAGACGAAGUCUACGGGAUGAUCGAGCGAAUGUGCCCUGGAGGACGGAAAAUUGAGAUAUUUGGGAGGAAGCACAACACCCGACCUGGAUGGAUAACCCUCGGCAACCAACUUGGUCAAGAUAGAAUAGUCGAGAAGGACUUGUUAGAGCGCGUCAAGCAGAGAUAUCCCGAACGCGCCAUACAAUAG
Messenger RNA from Rhizoctonia solani, 1491 nucleotides. RefSeq lists its product as uncharacterized. Bases 1 to 1491 code for a protein of 496 amino acids. The record is from RefSeq and is a predicted model, not a curated record. Gene Ontology annotation, cellular component: RNA N6-methyladenosine methyltransferase complex; nucleus. NCBI's taxonomy places the organism in Eukaryota, Fungi, Basidiomycota, Agaricomycetes, Cantharellales, Ceratobasidiaceae. Gene Ontology annotation, molecular function: mRNA m(6)A methyltransferase activity. The transcript is spliced from 8 exons.